AUGGCAGAAGAGUAUGCUGGGAAGAUUAGAUGUUUUCUACUCAACACAAACAAUGACCCGGAUAUUGCUGAAGACUAUGAUAUCAAGGCUGUUCUGGUGGUCUUCUUGCUUUUCAAUAACGGACAGAGGCGUGAGUCUGUUCUGCCCUGCCCGUGUCUUCGUACAGCUCACCCACCGAAGCUCUUCCAUCUUGCCCCUCGUGUCUUCAGCUCCACGCUCGUGUCUUCUUCAGUAAAUCUUCAGCUGAAGUCUUCAAGCGACACCGCACGACUGAAGCUACCACGUCGAAGUCUUCAUUCGGUUUGGUCAACAAGCGAGCGUCCCUUUCCGCGCGUCCAAGUCCACCGAUCUUCAAGUCUUCUUGUCGCCAGCAACACCAAGCGAAGCAGCACCGUCCACGAGCUGCCGUCCCAGUCAACCGCCAACCUCAACGACUCCUUCGCUGCUUCAGUUUCUCCCAUCAACGACCGAAAUUUCGGUCUCCACCGAAGGCCCAUCAACAGGCCCAGCAGCCGCGUGGAAUCAGCUGCUCUUCAGCCCAAUUCCAACAAGUCAAUUGAAGCCCAAGUCCACCAAAGUUCAGCCUGCAAAUCAAGUGAAACCCAGCCCAAGUUGGAAACAAAUCUCAGAGUUGGGCUGAGAUUUGUUGGGCCAAGUUUUAGGCCCGGUCCGGGAGUCCGCCGACGCCGCCGAAAAUUAAGGUUUCGGCCGCCGUCGCGUCGUCGUAGCGGUGAACCAGUUUCCAUAAUUAACCGGGUCGUCGAGUGGAGGACCUAGAGCUGAGAGGAGG
Messenger RNA from Eucalyptus grandis, 790 nucleotides. RefSeq lists its product as uncharacterized. The transcript has 3 exons. The record is from RefSeq and is a predicted model, not a curated record. Bases 1 to 777 code for a protein of 258 amino acids. Lineage: Eukaryota; Viridiplantae; Streptophyta; Magnoliopsida; Myrtales; Myrtaceae.